AGACUCGCGGCCGCCCCGUGCCCUGAGCCCGGCCCCCCAGCCCUCGGGAGCAGGGCAGAGCCCGGGCGGGCGGCGGCCCGGCCCCGCCGAAUUGCUGUCAUGGCAACUCAGGUGCUGGGGCAGUCUGGUGGGAACAGCCUAUUUGCUGGCAAUGCUAACAUCAGUAUGUCAUUGUCUAACGACAUGUAUGAUUUGCAUGACCUUUCCAAAGCUGAGCUGGCAGCCCCUCAGCUUAUUAUGUUGGCAAAUGUGGCCUUGACAGGAGAAGUUAAUGGCAGCUGCUGUGAUUACCUGGUUGGAGAAGAGAGGCAAAUGGCUGAAUUGACAACUGUAGGUGACAGCAACUUUUCAGACAGUGAUGGAGAGGGUAUGGAAGAUACACAGGGAGUGGACAGUGACCGCGAUGAACCUGAAAACAUGGAAUUAGGGGCUCUUGAAAUUCCUAGUGUGGAAACCCAGGGUCCAGCUGUUUGCCCUACUCCUGAGACUUGCAGUCUGGACAAGGACCUCCCAUUGGACGCACCAGAUACUCCGGAGAGUGUGGAGGACAAAUGUAAAAGCUUGAAGAGCAAGCCAUUUCGUUGCAAACCAUGCCAGUAUGAGGCAGAGUGCGAGGAAGAGUUUGUGCAUCACAUUAGGGUUCACAGUGCCAAAAAAUUCAUUGUAGAAGAAAAUGCAGAGAAGCAAGUCCAGGUCAAAGAAUCUGAUUCUUGCACCACAGAAGAGGCAGAUUUCUCUAAGGGGCCUAUUCGUUGUGAUCGUUGUGGCUAUAACACUAACAGAUAUGAUCACUAUCUGGCUCACUUGAAACACCACAACAAAGCAGGAGAAAAUGAGAGAGUCUACAAGUGCACCAUAUGCACUUAUACUACAGUCAGUGAAUAUCAUUGGAAGAAACAUCUAAGAAAUCAUUUUCCUAGGAAGGUGUACACAUGCUCCCAGUGCUCCUAUUUUUCAGAUAGGAAGAACAAUUAUAUUCAACAUAUUCGAACUCAUACAGGAGAGCGUCCCUAUCAAUGUGCUAUGUGUCCCUAUUCAAGUUCUCAGAAGACUCAUUUAACCAGGCACAUGCGAACUCAUUCAGGUGAGAAACCAUUUAAAUGUGAUCAGUGCAGCUAUGUGGCCUCAAACCAGCAUGAAGUAACUCGUCAUGCAAGGCAGGUUCACAAUGGGCCCAAACCUCUGACUUGCCCACACUGUGACUACAAAACAGCUGACCGAAGUAACUUCAAAAAGCAUGUAGAGCUCCAUGUCAACCCACGCCAGUUCCUUUGUCCUGUCUGUGAUUAUGCUGCAUCCAAGAAAUGUAACCUGCAGUAUCACAUCAAAUCCAGACAUCCUGAUUGUUCGGAUAUCACAAUGGAUGUUUCCAAAGUGAAACUACGGACUAAAAAGAGUGAAACUGACUUUUCUGAAAGUGUGAAUGACAAGAUGGAGAAAGAGCAAAUGAAAGGAGAUUCAUCUGAAAAGAAAAAUGAGGGAGCUGUAAAAGUGGAGAAAAAAGAGAGCGUAUCAAAAGAAAAGAAACCAGCCAUCAGUAUUUGUGUAGGUCAGGUGACAACCAGGAGUCGUAAAUCGGCUUCUGAAAACAAGGAUGUAGAUAUUAAAAGUUACAAAAGUACAGAGAAAUCAAGUAAAACAAAGAAGACUAAAAGAAAAGCAGAGGCUGCAUUAGUUUCCUCUAAGCAAGAUCCUGAAAAUGACACACAGACAAUAGCAAAAAAGAAAAAGAAAGUGGAAAAUAAAUCCAGAAACUGUCAGGAAGCUCAAAAGAGUGAAGUCAAAUUGGAGGGGCCUAAAAAACUGAACUCUUGCCUUAAGAAAAACAGAAAAAAGAAAGCUUUGAAGAAUAAGCAUAGUAAGAAAAGCAAUAAACUUGAUCAGGAAAAGAUCCAAGGUGAGGUAAUCCCUGAAAAGUCUCCUCUCCCAGAACAGGGCAAAAAGGGGAAGUCUGACUGUGAUGGGACUGAUGAGCUGAAGGGGCCAGAUCCUGUUGUUAGUCCACUGUUAAUGAACAUUGACAGCCAGAUUCCUGAUGAGGAAAGCCAGACUAUUGAUGGAGAGUGUGUGCAGGACCAGGGACAACUUCUCCCACAGCUUCGGGAUGAAAACAUAGAGCCGAAGGUAAAAGACCAAGAAAUGCCCACUUCAGAGGAGGAGAAUAAAGAAACUGUUUAUCAGAAAGAAGUUGAAGAACAGCCAGAUAAAGAGCAGGCCACUUGCUCUGAGGAGUCUCCUAGCACAUCAUCCUCUCAACAAAACCUAGAUGUGCCAAAGGAUGCAUUACCAGAUUUGGCGCAUCAGCUGGAGCUGGUGAAAACUUGUGAGACAGAAACUGUAACUAAUCCAGAUCCAGUAGAUCUGUCUAAAACAGACUUGCCAGCUGAAGAACCAGCACCACCACCACCACCACAAUCACCAGAAAAAUGUGAGCAAGCCCCUAAAGAAGCUCUGGCUUUGUCAUCUGCAGAUAACAUGGCAGUGAAUGAAUCUCAGGAAAUUGACGAGGACGAAGGCAUCCACAGUCAUGAUGGCAGUGAUAUAAGUGACAACAUGUCAGAAGGAAGUGAUGAUUCUGGGUUAAAUGGUGCUCGAUCUGUGCCAGAGGAAACAAGUAACAAAGCAUCACAGGAAGCUGCAGAGGCCAAGGUUGCAAAGGAGAACUAUGUGUGUAUUUUUUGUGACCGCUCAUUUAAAAAAGAAGGCGAAUACAGUAAGCACCUCAAUCGCCACUUAGUGAACGUGUAUUAUCUUGAGAAGGCAACAAAGGGGCAGGAAUAACCAAAUUUCAGUUUGAUGGCAAGUUUUUCCUUUUGUUUGUAAGAUCUUACACAGUAUGUACAGUUAUUGUAGUCUUUUUAAAACAUGGUUUGCUUUAAUUAGUGUCUAGUUUAAUUUUUUUUAAGUUGAAAAUACUUUUGCCAACGUUUUGAGUAAUGUUGAAUUCAUUAAUUGUUGUAUCUCUUGAUUAAAGAAGGCACGUAGGUAGGGUAUGUGAGGCUGUAUCCUAUUAAAUCAGCAUAAGCCUCUAGUCUGUUCGUUUAUGCACAAAUUAUUUUAUCAAUUGAGUUUUAGUAAACAGACUAUAGCUACACCUGCAUAAUUCAGAUGCAUUUUGAACCAUAAGAACCUUUUUGUUCUUAGCAGUCAGUUUUUCUCAAAUUAAGUUUUAGUUCGAUUAUCUUAACAUAUCUUCGUAUCAACUAUUAAUUGAUUUUUCUACAAGGAAAAUGGCUUCUGGUUCAUAAAAAGAGCACUUUGUAAAACAAAUCAAAUUUGUCUAGAGAUAAACAUAAUCAUUUGAGGAUAAUUGUAAUUUUGAAUAUACGUUUCAAAUCCCCUAAUCAUGAGCAGUAAGCCAAAAUUUGGAAGUAGUAUUUCCAACUUUUGAUGGCAGAACCUGUAUCCUGGUAAAUAUAUUAAUUGAAACUGUAGUUGUAAUUGGCAUAGUUAUGAGGGGAGCAAGUGUUAUGUUUUUUUAUUCUUUACUUUUGAUUGUGCUUUAAGGGCUUAAAAUAUUGCACAUUAUAUUUUUUGAUUUUUUACCUAUGCAGUUUAAUCCUUUAGGAAUAGCAUUUGUGCCGUAUAUGUACACGAUAUAUGCAUGUUUGGUUUUGUUCAUGUAAUAUUUUCUUUAUUUUGAAACUUUCAGAUUUGUUGCUUACCAUGGGCCAGUUUUCUUUGAUACUCUUUGCUACAGCUUUUCUUGUUUUCGUGGGGUAUUAUUGGUUGUGCAUGAAUUUGGUGAAAUUAUGGAGUGUUUGGUUAUAUUUUUUAAGUAGCUUUAAAAUUGUAUAGUUUUUUGGGCAAAGGAUGCUGAUUCAGGUUCAAAACAUUUUGAAUAACCAUAUUCAUGGCAUUUUCAUUGUAUUUUGUCAUGAAAAUAUUACUUCUGAGAUUUGUAAUACUUAUAGUGUAUUAAUGUUAAUUAAUUUAUAACUUAUGAUCACCAAGCGGCAUAUUCAUUCUAGAGGGAAACCGACUGCAUAUUUCUAUAAACCUUGUUUUCUUUUUUCGUCUCCAUUUUAAUGUGGGCAACUCCCAAUCUACAGGAUUAAAACUAAUUGUAGUACUGAUGUAAGUGUAGAUCAUCCAGAUCCAAAAUCCCAUGCACCAAAACAAGACUGGUAAGCAACAAACCUGGAAUUAGGAAAGAUGUAGACUUUUCUGUUCUUUAUUCAUUCAAGAUUUAAUUAAACAAUUAAACAAAAUAGCCUUGAUCUGUUAAAGGUGACAUAAAGAGAAAAUAAAUUUGUGGCCAUAUUAUAAACAACUAGACAAAAAACCCCAUCUCUGCAGCAGGGGAAUCCACGUUUCAUGUCUCUUGGAUAGGGUGCAGCCUCCCUGACUUUUCAGCCCUGAAUGCUUGCUAGACCUCUGUGGAGCAGCAGUUGUGGAUGCAAAUGUCAGCUGAAUAGAGCCCCCAGUGGGAGAGCUCAUCUGCCAAGGCAUUUUUGUGACAAGUCCUCUAAAUAUGAACUCUGCCAAGAAAGAAAAAUAAACUCCUACUGCUCCCCCCCCCCCCCAGGGGACAGCGGAGUUCAUAUUUAUUCUGAUUACUACUUGUUUUGUCUAGAAACAUAACUAGUUCUGGAAACUGCACAUCUGUGUGCAUGAAUACAACUUGAAUGAAUAGAGAACAAAGACAGUACACUGUUUCUGCUUAUGGGGGAGAUUGGUAGUGGACGGCCAAAGAUUUGUGGGUGGGGGAGAUCACUCAAGACAGAAAUAAAUUGUAUAAUGUAUAGAGAGUUUGUGUGUGAUUAGAUAGUGUUCAGUGCUUACCUUGGCUGUGACAAUCAUUGUCAACUGAAGAUCAAGUUGCAACUAUAUUUAUGUUAAAACAUUAAGUAAAUAAACCUAGUUGAAUUGUCUUCCUAAACAACCAGUUGUGAUAGUCUUAGCUAUAGCUUUCUUGUUAAUAGUGUGUUAUCUUUUUAUAUAUAAAAUGUUACCAUCUUGUGUAAGGGAUUUGAACAGAGGCUGGGAAUUCCAGUGACGUGUAGAGGUUUUAUGGAUACCUUCAUAUUUUUUAAAAGAACAAUUACCAUCUUGCGAGAGAUUUCAGGAACUUUAAUUAUAUUCAGAUAAAGUUUUUGGACAAGCCUGGUUUUUGAGCUGGAAGUUAAAAUAUGGCAGUGACAUGAAUUAAAUUUAAACAACUUGCCAUUAAAUAAAAGCAGACUUACGUUUCUCCAAGUAAAUACUGUACACUGCUGGGAAAGGGGCUGGGCUGAAUACUUUUUCCUUUAUGCUCACAGGGACUCCAUGAAAAGAAUAAUGCCUAUAUUAGGCAAUAUUCCUUAUCACAAGAUUUGAAAGUGAAAAUUAAUGUUAAGUAUAAAAAAAAUGUGGAUUCUUCCUACUUAAAAAUAUACUAGAGAUGUGAUCUUUUUGCCUUGAAAUACUUUAGAUAUGAGAAUGAAACCAUGUUGGAAUUUCCAUUUUUCUGAUUUGCUUUUAAUAGAGCUAAACGUAAGAAUUUGGAAGUAUGUGAAAAUAUGUCACUCAUCUCUUAACAAUAUGCUUAGAUGUUGCUAAUGAAUAUUUGAAAUAGGGUGUAAAACUUAGUUAACCUACCUUGUGUAUCCUAAAAUAUGUAUUUUUCAACUCUCUUUAAACAUAUGUACCACAUUGUGUUUCUUUUCCAAGAACGUUAAAUUAUUUUGUAUACUUUGUUGCCAGUACUUCUUCCCUCUCAUAAGGCUUCUUUGGGCAUCAGAACCUUAAGAUGUGGCUGGAGGGAUUACUGCAGGCUUCCAUGUAAUGCUAUCCCACACUUCCAAUCCCAUACUGAGUAACAUGGUGUUUGGGCCUUUCAUAUAUGGAAAUGUACACUCAAAAAGUGACCAUCACAAGAAAUAAUCUAAAAAGUGGAUAACCAGGAAUUUGUACUCCAUGGUAACGUAGUUGCUAUUUCUGAAUUUUGAUAAACUAGGCUGGAACUGUAUAUCCUUUGAACUGACAGGUCAGUUAGCAUCCGAUAACGUUGUUGAUUUCAACAGAGUAAUAAUGUAGCUGAUAAGUGUUAAACCAAAUUCAAGACAUCGCUUGAAUCUUGGUGGUGUAGAUACCUGAUUUACAUACAAUAUUAACUGAAUCCAGGUAGCUAAUGGAAUUGUUUCACAUGUACAUAUGCUUUUUUCUAAAAUUACACUAGCUAACAAACUUUUGUAAGCUGGCAUUGAAACAUUUUUAUAAUGUUUUGUUGCACCAUGUUUGAAGCUUUUACAGUGCAAUACUUGUAUUAUUUUCUGAAUUAAACCAAAGGUAAUUUUUCUCAUGCUGUUUAUCUACUGUAGUGCAUGACAACCUUUUAUACAUUUGUAAUAGAUGUAAAAGAAACCAGAUCACAAGUCCUAUUUUACCUAAACUAUGUACAAGUCUUUUGUCCAAAAUGUAGUGUAAAGUUAAACUAAAUUGCAUUAUAUUAACCUUUAUGAGUGUAUUUUCCUAAGCAUAGUCAUGAUUAAAUAAACUUUAUUAAACUUG
This is a messenger RNA of Mauremys reevesii (Reeves's turtle), 6492 nucleotides long. It is a transcript of the gene REST, whose product is annotated as RE1 silencing transcription factor. The transcript has 4 exons. Gene Ontology annotation, biological process: regulation of gene expression. Bases 100 to 2781 code for a protein of 893 amino acids. Gene Ontology annotation, cellular component: nucleus. Lineage: Eukaryota; Metazoa; Chordata; Testudines; Geoemydidae. The record is from RefSeq and is a predicted model, not a curated record.